CUCGCGACCGUUCCUGCCCCCAAAUAACCCCCAGCAAAGCCAUGCCAGUUCAACAAACGAACGGAAGAGUUAUCCUCACUCACCCGAAGGGCGCGUCUGCGGAGAUCCUCCUGUACGGGGCAACCGUGAUAUCUUGGAAAUCUGGUAGUAAAGCCAAUAGUACACCCGUCGAGCGUCUAUUCGUCUCCUCAAAAGCGGCGCUCGACGGAUCCAAGCCUGUCCGAGGUGGUAUCCCGGUCGUGUUCCCUAACUUCGGUGCUCCGACGCAUCCUGAGCACGCGAAGCUGAGCCAACAUGGGUUUGCCCGAAGUGCGGUUUGGAAUUUUGACAGCGUCGUGAUGGAUAACGAGGCCGGCGUGUCUGUGAGACUAACCCUGACUCCGACCCCGGAUAUCAUGGUCAAGUACCUCAGGCCAUUCCAUCUGGCUUAUGUCGUCACCCUGGCAGAGCAUCAACUGAGCACGGACCUUCACGUAAAGAAUACGUCCCAGACAACCUCCACUCCUCCCGACGCCCUUGAGUUCCAGGCGCUUCUCCAUACCUAUAUCCGUGCGCCAGCCAACGAUGUCUUGAUUUUCCCUCUUCAGGGCAAGAAGUACUACGACAAAACAGAGCCGACUGAACAGGCCAGAAACCAGCCCAAGGAAGAAACCCGAGCCGGAGUGGAUGUAAAAGCCUUUACAGAUUCAGUAUACGAAGACGUUGCUGGAAAGUACGAGGUAACUUGGCCCGGAGGAAGUAUCGAAGUUAAAGCCAAGAACUUCAAGGACGUCGUGGUGUGGAAUCCAUCAGCGGAGGCUGGCAGUAAGCUCGCAGAUAUGGAAGAUGGAGGAUGGGAGAGAUUUGUCUGCGUUGAACCCGGAUAUGUGCGCGGGUUUGCUAGAGUGAAUCCAGGAGAGACAUGGGUUGGACAGCAAGUGUUGACUGUGCUGCACGAAGAGCGCGCGCAAGGUCAAUUGUAACAGGGAAGAGCGCUAACAGGAACGGACGCAUGUAAGAGUACAGUAGUGUAAAGAGCAAAGGGUUGUGGCUUUGCGUAGUUUAACUUUGGUUGUUG
Messenger RNA from Gloeophyllum trabeum ATCC 11539, 1057 nucleotides. RefSeq names its product galactose mutarotase-like protein. The record is from RefSeq and is a predicted model, not a curated record. NCBI's taxonomy places the organism in Eukaryota, Fungi, Basidiomycota, Agaricomycetes, Gloeophyllales, Gloeophyllaceae. The transcript is spliced from 4 exons. Gene Ontology annotation, molecular function: carbohydrate binding; isomerase activity. Gene Ontology annotation, biological process: carbohydrate metabolic process. The coding region runs from base 42 to 962 and encodes 306 amino acids.